AUGACAACGUCUAGAGAUAUACCAAUAUUUUGUUAUCUCAAUGAUACUCAGUACUAUUAUGGUGUCCCAUUUGAUAUGACAUCAGAACCUCCAGUUCCUACUGCUGGAACAAAUAUCACACUUAAUUUUACUAAUGAAAUGUGGUGUGAUAUUGAUACAGAAUCUAGACUUGAUAUUUUAUUGGUAUCUGGAUCCAUAAAGUAUUGGUAUAGUCAUACGAUUUGUAUUAACAAUUUGUGUCCAAUUCCAACUGGAAAGACAUUUACAAUAUUAGUGGAAUUUAAAAUACCAGAAGAGUUGGGAACGAAUUUUCAAUUUUAUCCUUACCUUUACAAAUUAAAUGAAAAUG
Messenger RNA from Racocetra fulgida, 349 nucleotides. The record is from the annotation of a GenBank genome assembly. Lineage: Eukaryota; Fungi; Glomeromycota; Glomeromycetes; Diversisporales; Gigasporaceae.